UGUAGCCAUAGCAACACCCACAGCACGACUUACGCCAGAAAAAAUGUCAUUUGUUGGUGAUUAUUUCCGCCUUUGUUCCGACUGAAACUAGUGAUAAUGGGAGACAAGGAAGGAUCUAUGGAGGCAGAGCAGGUGGAGGAGAAUGAAAUGAAGGCUGUUCUUCACUGUCCUCCUAUCUACCCACUGCCAGAAGAGAUAAAAAACAUGGAGAGCAGUGAAAUAGUGUGUCUUUACUGCGGUGUAAGCUACCUCAUAUACCAUGAGUUCCAUCAACUGCGCACCCAUGUGGCUCAGUUAGAGGCCGAGCUCCAAGAAAUGAAGGAGAUGGCCCAGAGAGAGAAGGCCCAGCGUGAAGCACUGGAGCUGGAAAGAGUGGAGUGGGAGAGGGCAUUUCACCAAGCAGAAGUCAAGGAGAAAAAGGCAAGAGAAGAGCUAGAAGAAAUCAACCAAGACACAGCGAGAGCUCUGAGAGAUGAGUUUGAAGCUAAAUAUUAUAGGAAGAGGAGAGAGAUGGAAGAGGAGUACCAUAAAAUCUCUGAAGAAAAAGAGAGACAACUUAGAGGAGAGCUGGGAGACUUAGAGGCAGAGAAACUCAGGAGGCAGAGAGAAGAACUGGAGAGGAAGACCGAGGAGAGAGAGAAAGUUCUGAAUGACGCACUUCAAAAGGCCAAUAAAAAUUUAGACGAGCUGAGAAAAAACGUGCAACAGCUGGGAGAGAGGCUGGAGAUAGCAGCUGCCAUGGAGGAAGAAACAGAGAUGGUUCUAGAAAAAGAGAAGCAGCAAGGUGAAAUUCUUAGAGGUGUGUGUGCACGGCAGCAGCAGGCCCUACGAGCUACUCUCUCCGUGCUCCACUCCUCUGGCAGCGAGCUCACGGAUGUACGGGGUUUCCUCAGCCAGCUGACGAGGGCCUGGCAGGCCUUCAGAUGUCAGAUACUGCAGCACAGCACGCAGGUGUUCUCAGCGCUGAGUGAGGAGCUGCGACAUUCCAGUGUGGAGCUUCAGAAAAGGAGAGAGGAGAAAAGGCAUCUAACUGAGCAGCUGAUGGAGCAGAAGAGACAGAGAGAGGAGCAGCUGUCCCAACACAAAGACUCAGAGGAGGAGCACAGAGGAAAAUUACUCAGGUUAAAAAUGGAGUUGGAAGAGAAACAUGAGAGAUGGUUGUCAUGCCAACAAAGAUGUGAUGCCUUGCGGGAGCAGCUGUCGUCAUGGGACCACAGAGAGGAACAAAUGAACCGGAAGUACUGUGCAGCUGUCGAGGAAGUGACUGAAGCGAGGAGAACUUUGGAGAAGAUCCAGGAGGAAACAAAAGAACUAAAGAGAGAAAGGGAUUUUCUGAUCGAGUCUCAUGGCAGAGCUUUGACUGAGAUGAAGGAGGAUCACAGACAGCAACUGGCCACUGAGCUGUCUGCUGCCUUAGAAGAGCAGAGAUCCCAGAGUGCUUUGCAGCUGAGGGAGCAGAUGGAGGAGCUUCACAGGGAGGUGGAGUUAGAGCUGACAAUCAACAGAGAGAAGAACCAGUUGCUGCUUCUACAGUACCAACAAGACAACUCAAAGCUACAGCACAAGCUGGAGGAGAAAGUGCUGGAGGUACAACAACUGCAAGAGGAGCUGCAGCAAGAGAGGAGGAGCAGGGAGGAGGAGAUUCACCAACAGGAGGCACUACAGCUGAGCCAAGCUGAGAAGAAUGCUGGACUACAGGAGGAGGUGGCGUUACUCCAGGAGACAGUGAGGAGGGAGUGUGAGGAGAGGGAGGAGCUGACCGCUGCUCUGUCUCAAGCUCAGCAGGAGCUGUUUGGGCUGCGAUCCCUCACGUCUCAUCAGGGCACCUCCAGGCCUCCUCCAGACCCCACGGAGAGACACGCACCCCCGGGGAACAAGAAUUUCCAUCCCUCUAGUCAAGCUCGGCUACCUCUUACUCGCUCUUCAACCUCCCCAAACACACUUCGACCCUCCUCUGCCUCCACGGACAAAGACAAAGGCUGGGGCACAGAUGGAAGAGGAGCAGGGAGGAGUUUGGAGUCCUGGAAUAGCAGUGGGGUGUUAGGUGGAGAAAAGAAACGAGAUGGGGCACUGCCUCAACUAAAACCAGGCAGCACAGCCAGUGAAGUGAAACGUAAGGUCAGCGUAGCGAUGGGGAGGAAGGAGAAACUGUAAAAAGCAAACUGAAUGAAGGAUAAAACAGUUACUCCACCUGUUGUAGUAAUUUAACAGCAUUUUGAUGCAAAUGAUUUUCAUACUAUUUUUUAUUGUUCCCUUAAAUUCAAACACCCCUCUAUGUCUCCACAGACACACACACACACACACACGCACGCACACGCACACAUGAACAGAACACGAGGCACAACUUCUGAGUCCUGUUCGUACACCAGUAACUCCCUGUACACACUCUCUCCAACAGACAUGCACUUGUUUUCUCACAACCUGAGUCAUGCAGUCCCACUGGCACGCACAGGAUUUCACAGACAAACACCCGUGCACACACUCGUGUACACGCAGACACACACACACGCACACAUACACGGCCUGUCACAGGGGCAGGGCUGAAGGAGCAUGACAGCAUGUCCCUUGCCACCCGUGGACACAAACAAAAGACAGGCAAACACAAAAGAAACUGUAUGACAGGCACCCCCAGAUACACACACAACAAUUACCCAGCCCUCUCCCCUCAGGCUUUGUGUGUUAUUGACAUCAUUCACUCCAUGGAAGGUCUUUCCAUCCCACCCUCCUCCUCCUCCUCCUCUCUUCCUCUCCCUCCACAUUUGGGAUGAAUUGGCAUGAUGGGAGAAAUGCGUGAAGUGUUGUGUGUGUGUGGCAUGGAACUAAUUUCCCCCCUCGCUGGCUGGCACACAUGCACACAAGCUUUUAGUCUGACUUCCCCCGUGUCGCUCUCUUCCAGUCCAUCUGUGAGACAAUGCACACGUGCACUUGUUCUCACAGAAAAGGUGGGAAGAAAAGCAUUUUGUCCUGCCAACGCUUCCUGUUUGCCAAAACACACACAUAUGGUUUAUCUGCUAAAAACCCUCGGUCCAUGUCGAGAGGUUGCUCUGAAAUGCAGAACGUUAUGUGCCAUUAAAACCUGUCUUUCAGCCUUUACGUUUUUCCUAGAGGGUUAAAUGGGAUACUUCCUACAGCACAUAUAAAAAUGGUGAAUGUUUUCCUGAACUGACUGUCAUGAACCCCCAGUAAAUUCAUUAGUUUAGGUUUUUAAUUCAUUCCAUCCAGAUUUUUACUUAAAUUGUCUCAAUAAAUCAUAAUUACAGAAAUAUCUUUCAUGUGCUACAAGCUGGAAUUUCAUUGAGUUCUGAGUGAAUAGACUUCCCUUUGACAAGAAAUAACAAUGCGUCUUCCUAUGAUGUGAUUUAUAUGGCAGAGGUAGCUGUUUUUGUGCUGCACAGCUCACUGGUUGUUACCUUCCUGUGUUUAAAUGCGCGGCCUUGUGUAUGUUUACUGAUUGCACAACACUUUGCCGCGUGUGUUUGUGUGUCUCCAGGGAGUAAUUGUAUAAUAACGGCACCAUCACUCAUUUUUUGUAAUCAUGUAUUAUCGCUGCAAGUCGCUGAUUUUAUGGUCAUCAUCACAGUGUUUUGUUUGUGUGUGUUUAUGUGGGUGAAACUGGAAGACAUUACCUACUUGUGAGAAUGCGCACGAUAUCUUUUUCAGUAUGCGAGUAUUAUUUUGUCAUUACUUUUCUUUGAGGCAUAUAGAGUGGGUUGCUCUACCAAACUGUGUUUCAUUUUACAAAACAGGUUGAACAAAUAAGCUGGACGGUUGAUUAUUGUGCUUGGAAACAUCAGUUGACAAAACAAUCUUAAUUGAAUGUCUAUUUACUCAUUUGUUCUCUUCUGAUCCCAUCACAGGUCAUCAGCAGUUGGCUCGGUUGUCAUGAAACUAUUUUUUUUGCAUUUUUCAUUGUCCUGAAUAGCUUAAAAACCCUGUGAAAACAUUUUUUUUUACCUUGUUAACAUGUCCAUAUGGUGUUUUUGUAAUGUUGAAAGACAUAUCAUUGAUGAAAUAAGCAGUCAAUGAAAUGUCUGUUUCCGCGUAACAAACCUAAAAACCUAAUCCUCUCAGCUUGAACAUGUACUGGAUGAUUGAAUUACUCCAGUAGUACAACUUUCUAUUGUGUAGGGUAGAGUAGUUUUACAGUAUCUGUGCAGAGUCAUAGGUGAGCUGAUGAACUCCAUCUACCAAGAGAUUAUUGUUUUUGGUAAACACUUCUAAAUAGAUAACACUGAUGUACAGAGAUGUGUUUUAGGGGCUGAAUCAAUGAUCAGAGUGAUUUUAUGUGUUCAAUUUUAACAUAGAAAACUGAGACAAAAAGAGUACGGGGAUCUAAUAUAUCAAUUAGAAAAUGUUUGAUUUAGAUUAGAACUUGUUUCAUCAAAGAAUAACUAACCAUGACUGAGACUACAAAAGUGAUGCUGUAUUUGAAUGCCUAAGUUAUAACUUAGGUAUACCUAAGUUAUACCAUUACACUUUUUGAAGGUAGUCACCUUUAACAACUAAUAUUUCAAAAAGAACAAAACAUAAUACUACUAUUGGAAUGACUACUAAUACUUGUAUCCCAAUUUAAAGUACUGAAAAGCAAAAAACAUUUUGACAUUAGCCAUGCCAUUUUGAGUAAGAAUAUCUCAGUAACUACAAAUAUAACCCUGCUGCUUUUUUGUACAGUGAUAGAAGACAGAUGGAACUGUCUUGUAGAAAAAUUUGGGGUCUCUGGUACCUGUCCCACACUGAGAUUUUUGCCACCAAAAAUAGCCAAUUAAAAAUCUCUCCCAACUUUGGGAGCUCAUAUUUUCCAAACUGAGGUACCUAGAAAGCUCCAGUUUGCUAAGUUAUCACACAAGUUUGUGUAGAAUGGAACCCAGGGGUGUUAGAACACUUCUGUGCAGUAUUUCUAGUACUUUUAAGGUUCCAAACUCCACUCGUGAGUAGGUGUCUCUUAAUUUUUAGCAUUUUUAGCAAGCCCCCAUGGCCUGCAGAGUGUAGGGAAACACCUGAGGAUGUUUGUGGGGCACUAGCUACAUGCAGAGGCCUUGUUUACCAACUCACAGCUCUCUGGUAUGUCUAGAGGCUGAGAAAUAACCACUUAAAGAUGCAAAAAAAUGCUGGUGAGGCUUUUUAUAGCCCAAAUUCUGAAAAUUUCAGACCCCCACAACUCAGAAACUAUUUGAGCUACAGGCCUACAAUUUUGCAUGGAAAGUACUUUUGUGACUAUCUAAUGGCAUGCAAAUUUAGGACUAAUUUGAAGAUGGUGCAGCAACACCCCCAAGGAAUAUCUGGUCAUUUCACCUGGAAUGACCCAUAUAGUUGUAGGUAGCCAAAACAACAGACACCUUGUGACCAAUUUCAUUAAUGUAAUGAGGUUUAACACCAAGCCCUGCAGACCCAUUUCUUUUUAGAACUGGAAAAGUAAACCUGGAUUUGAUGACAUUCAGUACUAAAAUCCCUUUGUGGUCUUUGACUAACCACUAAAACUCAUCUCUUUGUCUUAAAGUCACAUAUUGAGAAGCUUUUUCUAUGAAAAUAAUCUCUUCCUGCCUUAAAAUGGCUUAGCUGUAACUCUGCGCCAUUGUUUCCUCAAGAGUAUGCACAUCUAUGAACUGCUUUUUGCUUGCUGAAGCUCAAGCACACCAGCUCACCAAACAUUGUAAAACUACUCUAUGCUACACAGUGGUAAGCUGUAAUAUGGAGGUAUUUCAGUUACACGUUUGACCCAGAGAAUCAUUCUGAUGAGGAAUAAUGAUACAGAAACCUCCACCAUUUAAGCUGACAGGAUUGGUUACUUGUCUGAAUCUUUGUUUUUGAGACGCAACAGUUUGAAGGUCAUAAUGCUUCUUCUGCCUAUUUUGCUCAUGAUGUCUUCCUCCAGCACAUAAAAAACAAAACACCACGUGGACAUGUUAAAGCCAUAAGAAGAUUGAUUUUCAUUGGAGGGGUCUUUAAUAGUAGCUUGUUUUUAUGAGCUACCUCCACAGCUCUGGUAGGCUGAUGGACAUGCUGGCCCACUGACAAACAUUUACUGGGAAGCUAAAUGGAACGAAGCUUCCGUUAAUGCUAUUACUUACACCUGCGCUGAUCCUGCUUUGACUGGUCAAAACGUCUACCGUGGAAAGGGUGGUCUGUUCCAAACGUGCUGACCUUCUGACAGCUGCUCACAUUCUGACCUGUGACCUUCCCUUUUAUCCCUGUUUAUACUUCCCCCAGCUAUGACCUGCAUUUCUGCUGCGUAUAUGCAGAAAUAAAAGCUCUUUCUAUGCCCGUCGGAGGCGUUAACAUGCUCUCCCUGCUCCUCCUUCAUCCCACAACACUCGCUGUCCGCAAAAAACACAAACCUCCAUGUCUCCCUCACUCCCUCUGCACCUCACAGACGCAUAUAAAUCUCUCUCUGUGUCAAUAUUCUUUUAAUCGCGUCGGCCUUCUUUUGGUAUUCAACCCCUCUGACCCUGUUGCUAAAAAGCAAUUCCCUCUCAGCCUGCCCUCCUCAGCUAUCCGUGCUUUCACUUUAUUUUUUGAUCCAGUCAGCUCUCUCUUUUCUACUCCCCUCUGCUCUUUUACUGGGGCUUUUUUCCUUUGCUCGUGCCCUUGCUUUGUAGCCCUUGACCUGGUGUCCUUCCUGGUGUGUGUGCAUGUGUGUGUUUGAAAAAGAGCCACAGGGCAUGUGUGAGAAAGAGGGAUCUGGUCUGAGUAGAUACAGCACCUUCAAGCUCUCACUACAUCUUGAUACAGCAUAAAGUUGACACAGAUGACGUAUUUGAUCGCUCAGAUUUAAUCACCCUUAACAAAUGCCCUUGCACUCAAACAUGCAUAUGUACACACACGCAGGCCAGGCGCACACAUUGGGAGUGUGAUCUCCUCGCAGCAAUUAUCAUAGGAGGGCAGGCAUGCACACGUGUCCCUGGGGAAUCUGUGCAAGUUUCUCGUAAACACACACACGCACGCACUCACACACACGCUCCAGGGAGUGGCGUGUGUGUAUAACUAAGCCCUUGUUCGUCACUGGGUGUCCCUGAACGCCUCUUUGCUGCGUCGUUAUGGUCCUUUUGGAAUUCUGCCGUCCCGUGAGCCCUCCCACACCCUAUAAUUAGUGUCACCCGGGCAACCGGAGAAAGAAUGCUCUGUAUUCUUGUCGUCGUGGUAACUGCGUAAGUGUGGGGGCCGGAGGUGCUGGUUGUAGGUGUCGGUUAAUGACACGGACAAUGAGACCUCAGUCUGCCGUUUCAUGUCUCAUGUUAGUCAAAGUAAGAUAGGUAAAUCUGCGUGUGUGUGUGGAGAUCUGUCUGUCCCCGUCGUGUCACACAGGACCCUCAGACAGGUUAUGAAAGUAGACCCUUAUGCUGCAUUCACGAGUACAGCUGUUGCUUACAAUAGCUUCAGAGGCCUACAGACAUACACGCAAACGCAUGAAACCUCAGGAAAUAACCAACCGUGGCCGGAUCAACCUGUUAGUGGGACCCAUGGGUCUGUGAGUUGUGUGUGUUAUUCCUGCACACAGCAAAUGACAACUUCAUUGUAUUUGCAUUUGGAAAAAGAAUGAGAGCUGUUGUUGCUGUUAAACUACCUGACUCCAAGUUCACUGUGUGCCAGUUGGUUUGAGUUAUGUUGAUUAAAAACAACUUAUUUUGGAAAAUGCACCACAUAAGCAUAUUAUAAACCGGUCCAGUGGGUCACGAGAUAAAGCUGAGAGGUCACAAGAUUUUUAAUAGGAUAGAAAAAUCAUUGUUUUGUCACACAAGUUGGAAUCCGUCUUCACUUUAGGACUCUAAUAUUAGUGUUUUUCAGUGAAAUUGUAUUGUCAGAUAUAUUUUACCUGAAGCACAUUGAAAUUAAGCAGUCUCAGAGGUGGACACUGCUUUAUUGUGGAACUUCAAGCCGAGAAAUCCGAAAACUACAGCUCGACUUAGGGCCUCUACAAAGGUUUUCCACAGUUUACUUUUUUGUUUUGAUUAUAACAUAUUGCAUCUACUUCCCUCAUUCAAAUCAAUAAGUGCCUCAUAACAGAUGUAAACCAGCAGAGACGUGUUUGUGAAUGAGCAUGAAACAUUCACUUGACAACAGUGAAGUUGUACUCAAGUACUGCUGUUUACUGUCAACGUCAUCGAUUUCUUGGUGGGGAUUCAGUAGGCCUACAAGGUCAGUGUAUGACUGCUCACAGAACAAGCUCGCAUUAACCUCAGGAUGCCUAUUGCUUCACUUGAGGCCCAUAGUUUCAGAAAACCUUAACUGGUGGGUCUCUAGUGUCCUCUGCUGACCGUUUUUAGUUACUGCAAGUCUCCGGGCUAUAAAAUCCUGAUGGCUGAGUCGUGAGUGAACAUAGUGUUCCCUGCUCUAUUUGUUUACAGGGGCUGAGCCUUCUCUUACUCAACCAAUGCAAGAGUGUUAAAGUUAAAUUAAUAAACACUCUUGAACCAUUUGGCUCUGCUCUCCCUUCCUGAGUUGCUGUGUAUUUAAACCGAUGUAAGGCAGACAUUACAGACUCUAAGUACACAGUGUGUAGACUACACAAACAGUGAUUUCUUAAUAAAAUCUCAUACAUUU
Messenger RNA from Acanthochromis polyacanthus (spiny chromis), 8538 nucleotides. It is a transcript of the gene lekr1, whose product is annotated as leucine, glutamate and lysine rich 1. The transcript has 12 exons. NCBI's taxonomy places the organism in Eukaryota, Metazoa, Chordata, Actinopteri, Pomacentridae. The coding region runs from base 97 to 2154 and encodes 685 amino acids. The record is from RefSeq and is a predicted model, not a curated record.